UGAGCACAAUGGCUGCGAUGUUUUCACUGCUACUAGUUGGAUUGAUGGCGAGUCUCAGCACAGCUGCAGAUGUCAACGGUCAACUCAGACUCGUCAAAGGGACCAACAGCUGUUCUGGGAGAGUGGAGGUGUUCUACCAGGGCCAGUGGGGAACCGUCUGUGAUGACUCAUGGGAUUUGAACGACGCUAAAGUUGUCUGCCGGCAGGUGGGAUGUGGCGAUGCCAUCUCAGCACCAGGAAGUGCCCACUUUGGAAGAGGCAGCGGAAAGAUCUGGAUGGAUGAUGUUGCUUGCAAAGGGAUUGAGUCGUCCUUGAUGCUGUGCAAACAUAACGGAAUGGGAAAGCACAACUGUCAUUCAGAUGAAGAUGCUGGGGUUAUCUGUUCAGGUAGCUUAACAUUCUCCACGGCUUCUCCAGACACAUUCACGUCUGUCACAUACCCGUUGGCUAACAGUACUGGUGGCGACGCCAACACCCCCUUUAGACUUGUUAAUGGGGGCAACAGCUGUUCUGGGAAAGUGGAGAUGUUUCAUCAGGGCCAGUGGGGAAGCGUCUGUGAUGACGGAUGGGAUUUGAACGACGCUGAAGUUGUCUGCAGGCAGCUGGGAUGUGGCAGAGCCAUCUCAGCACCAGGAAGUGUCCACUUUGGAGGAGGCAGCGGAAAGAUCUGGAUGGAUGAUGUUGCUUGCACAGGGCAAGAGUCGUCCUUGGUGUUGUGUGAACAUAGAGGACUGGGAGAGCAUAACUGUGAUUCAUAUGAAGAUGCUGGGGUCGUCUGUUCAGGUGUUGUCACUUGUGUUGUUUCACUCUAA
Polypterus senegalus (gray bichir) is the source of this 812-nucleotide messenger RNA. RefSeq names its product deleted in malignant brain tumors 1 protein-like. Bases 9 to 812 code for a protein of 267 amino acids. Gene Ontology annotation, cellular component: membrane. The transcript has 6 exons. NCBI's taxonomy places the organism in Eukaryota, Metazoa, Chordata, Cladistia, Polypteriformes, Polypteridae. The record is from RefSeq and is a predicted model, not a curated record.